AUGAGAAUUUACCUAGGGCGACUCACUCCGUUGAAGCACCUGAUAUACCCCAUCCGGCCCACCAUCAAAUCGAAUAGCUCAACUGGGUUUCAUAUGAGCUGCUGCUGUUUUUCCCCCUCGCCACUGCGACAGCUUUCAUCGAGCUCGAUCCUAUCUCAAGAAAUCAUCAAAAGCAAGUCGCCGCAACCUUCGAAUGAUAGCGCCAAUGCCACCUCAAGCGAUGCCCCGAACAAGAGCAUCACCAGCUCGCGCAAGUCGUUGAGCAUAUUGCAUAGCGAGCUAAAUGACGACGUUAAACCUGGCGAAGCCAAAAUUAUCCCGGAAGGUUCGAGAAAGGAUGAGUUCUUAACUGAGAUAUUUGACAAUCUCGAGCCGUACAUUGACACCUACACCGUUUAUUCCAAGUUGAGAGACGCUGGUUUCACCGAGACGCAAUGCGAUUCCAUCAUCCACUUACUUAUAUUCCAACUAAACUCAAAAUUGUCCAAGUUGUCGACAAUCUAUGCGCGCCAAGUCGAGUUGGAGAGCGAGCAGUAUUUAUUCGAGAGCGCGCAGCAAGAGAUACGGGUGGACAUCACCCGCAGCAGAGAGCAGCAUAUCAACGAGUUGAUCACGUUGGUGAACAUAUUAGAGCGUGAUUUCAACGUUAUAACGGACGAGUUGAACAAUGACUAUUUGCAGUUGCAGAAUGACUCCAAAGUUGCCAUCAAUGAUCAGAAAUCGGAAAACACGUUGAAUGUCAAGAAAUUGUUUCUUCGGAUACAGGAGACUAACCACAAGAUUACUACAGAGUUGAACUCUGCCAUUAGAUCGGAAAUAGAGUCGUUGAGAUGGUACUUAUCUCGCUGGGGGUUGAUCACCUUGUUGGUUUCUUUGUUUUUGGCAAGUUUGAUCUUCUUUAGCAAGAAAUUCAAGCUUGAGAAGGAAGAGGCCAAAAAGGAGUUUGUGCCGUUAGUCAUUAGAGAGCCAAGUGAGUAUGACGAGGAUGAUUAUCAUACUGAUUUGGACAAGUCGGUAAUGGAUUAA
Molecule: messenger RNA, 1026 nt
Organism: Lodderomyces beijingensis
Lineage: Eukaryota; Fungi; Ascomycota; Pichiomycetes; Serinales; Debaryomycetaceae
Source: the annotation of a GenBank genome assembly